Molecule: messenger RNA, 1534 nt
Organism: Lactuca virosa
Lineage: Eukaryota; Viridiplantae; Streptophyta; Magnoliopsida; Asterales; Asteraceae
Source: the annotation of a GenBank genome assembly
CUUUGUGCAAUUCAAUUUUCAAACUUUCAAACUGUUUUAUCACACCUCAAAAGCAACCACAAUCCUGAUCUAUCAACAGUUUCUCAAACACCACUUGACCGGUCGUCAGCACCUUCAAACGCCUCUUCCUCUCUUGCAUUCCCGCGCCGGCGAGACGAAUGUCCUGAAGUCCAUCACUUCGCAACAAUGGCGUCAACUGACACUACGAACUUCGAUCUCAGAUCCAGCUUCGGAGCUAGUGAGUACACAUUUGCUGAUGUUGAUAAUUUGGAUCAUUGUGCGAAGUAUUUGAAUCAGACUCUAGUCACAUUUGGAUUUCCUGCUUCUCUGGAUCUGUUUGCAACUGAUCCGGUUUCGAUUGCAAGAACUUGCAAUUGUUUAUACUCACUGUUGCAGCAGAGGCAACGUGAUAUAGAGUUUCGAGAAUCUACCAGUGAUCAGAGACAAAGACUUUCAUCUGAUAUAUCAAGACUAGAGGCCAAAGUAGAGAGACUGGAGUCGCAGUUGUCUGCUAAAGAUAGAGAAAUAGCAACAAUUACCCGCACUGAAGCUAAAGCAAAAGCAGGACUUAAGGGCCAAAUUGAGAAGUUGCAGCAAGAAAGAGAUGAAUUUCAAAGAAUGGUUAUUGGAAAUCAGCAAGUAAGAACUCAACAGAUACAUGAGAUGAAGAAAAAAGAAAAAGAGUACAUUAAGUUGCAGGAGCGACUUAAUCAAGUUAUGAUGGAGAAAAAGAAGGAAUCCAGAUCAGGCAUGGAAAUAAUGAACUUACUUCAGAAAGAAGGGAGACAACGUGGGACUUGGAAUGGGAAGAAAGCUGACAAUGAUUUCUAUAAAAAGAUUGUGGAUGCAUAUGAGGCAAAAAAUCAAGAGUUAGUUGCAGAGAAUGCUGAUCUGAGGGCAUUGUUACGAUCAAUGCAGGUGGAUAUGCGUGACUUCUUGAAUGCUCCAAAUGGUUCUUCUAAACAUCCUUCCCCUGUUAGGGAUGUGGACCCCACACAAUCCCCAUUAGGUGGGAGAACGGAUGUGUUUGACCUACCAUUUAAUAUGGGUAGAGAUCAAAUAGAAGCAUUUCUUCGAAACAAAGUGGCUUCAAUUAAGGAGCGAAUGGGUCAGCUACAAGAUGCACAAAAAGAAGCUGAAGUCACUUCUGAAGCAACUGAAAGAGAGCUCGAGUUAGAAGCUCAACUUGUUGAAGCAAGAAGUAUAAUCCAAGAACAGGCAUCUAUCAUGUCUAAGCACCUUGCAAAGUCUGAGAAACCAAGGAGGCUGAGUGGACUUAUAAAUUCUGAAAGGGAUUCCAUCAUAUCAUCAUCUGCUGACGGUGUAUGAGAAACGGUGUUAUGAAAACCUUGCGGUUGACUUUGACUUACUUUGCUGUUGUGUGACGUGUUAGCAAUCCUACCCUUUAUUCAUGUCAUCAGCCUCUUUGACAUUCAUUAUAUGUAUUAAGCUACUAGUAUUAGUAAAAUAGUAGAUAUGUUUAAAUAUGUGCCUACUUUAACAAUGAGAAGCCUUAAUUAGUCUUGAAUCAACG